AGGCAUUCUAACGCGGUGGAUCGGUAGAGAUUUUUUUUUGUACGCAGAAGCAGAUACAAUAUAAAAGGAAAGAGUCUUAAAAUGCGAAACAUUCCUUUGUUUGUUCUACUUGCCCUGUUAUGUUACCUAAGUGAGGUUUCGACCGGCAAAAACGAUUGUCCGCGUAUUAAGUUAAAACGUCAGUGGGGUGGUAAACCGGCUACUGCAAUAACUUACCAAGUGCCGCCAAUUCGCUAUGUAAUCAUUCAUCACACAGUUUCGGAUGAGUGUGAUCAGUUUCUGAAAUGUGCAUCGAUUUUACAGAGUACACAAAUUUAUCACAUGAAUGAUUUAAAAUACGAUGACAUCGGUUAUAAUUUCCUCAUCGGCAAAGAUGGCGUCAUUUAUGAGGGCACUGGUUGGGGCGUGCGCGGUGCACACACCUAUGGCUACAAUAUGAAUGGCACAGGUAUUGCUUUUAUCGGCAACUAUGCAGAAAAGUUGCCAUCGCGCUCAGCUUUGAAUGCCGCCAAGAAGCUUUUGGCUUGCGGUGUGAAGGAAGGUGAAUUAGAUCGGAAUUAUAUACUUUUGGCAGCUUCACAAGUAAUCAGUACGCAAAGCCCGGGCUUAAUAUUAUAUAAUGAAAUACAAGACUGGGAUCAUUGGUCUAUAAAUCCUUAAAUAUCUCAAUUUUUUUUGGUAUUGUGUAUACUAAAUAUGCAUUUAAGAAACAAUUAUAAAACCUCGAUCUUUUCUACUCGAGCUUGAAAUUUGGUUUGGUAUAAUGGUAAAUCCUUUUCAUUUU
Molecule: messenger RNA, 784 nt
Organism: Rhagoletis pomonella (apple maggot)
Lineage: Eukaryota; Metazoa; Arthropoda; Insecta; Diptera; Tephritidae
Product: peptidoglycan-recognition protein SA-like
Exons: 3
Coding region: 82-660 (192 amino acids)
Biological process (GO): innate immune response; peptidoglycan catabolic process
Molecular function (GO): peptidoglycan binding; N-acetylmuramoyl-L-alanine amidase activity; zinc ion binding
Source: RefSeq, a predicted model, not a curated record